AGCGGCACACCUUUAUUACAUUUCGCCCGUUUCUUCCCGUCCUCCAACCAUCCGUUUCCUCCUCCCUCCCUCCCUCCUCUGCUCCAGCCUUCCGCCGAUCCCAACCCAUCGAGAGCGCCCCCGCGAUACUAGCCGAGUCGCAUCGCAUCGGAGCCACCGACGAGCCGGCGGUGACGUCCGCCGAUCCGCCGCGGCGGGCAAAUGGGAGUUGGGCGGCCGCGGUGAUGGGCGCGGCGGGGUCCAGGCUGGAGAAGGCGCUGGGCGAGCAGUUCCCCGAGGGCGAGCGCUACUUCGGCCUCGAGAACUUCGGCAACACCUGCUACUGCAACAGCGUCUUGCAGGCACUUUACUUCUGUGUUCCUUUCCGUGAGCAAUUACUGGAGUACUAUGCAAACAAUAAAGGCGCCGGAGAUGGUGAAGAGAACAUGUUAACCUGCUUAGCUGACCUCUUCUCUCAGAUCAGCAACCAGAAGAAGAAGACGGGGGUUAUUGCUCCAAAGCGUUUUAUACAACGACUGAAGAAACAGAAUGAGCUUUUCCGCAGCUAUAUGCACCAGGAUGCUCAUGAAUUUCUGAAUUUUUUGCUGAAUGAGCUAGUUGACAUUCUUGAGAAAGAAUGUAAUGCCACUAAAGAACCUCCUCAAAAUUCCUCCUUGCAAAAGAAUUCAAAUGGCCCUAUUAAUGGUCAGCCCAAUGGUAGUCACAGAGAACUGGAUACUACAUGGGUCCACAAAUGCUUCCAGGGAAUACUGACUAAUCAAACAAGAUGUCUCAGAUGUGAAACCGUCACUGAUAGAGAUGAAACAUUUCUUGACCUGAGCUUGGAUAUAGAACAGAAUAGUUCGAUCACCAGCUGUCUUAAAAACUUCAGCUCAACAGAAACUUUGAAUGCUGAGGAUAAGUUCUUCUGUGACAAAUGCUGCAGUUUGCAAGAAGCACAGAAAAGAAUGAAGAUAAAGAAACCACCAAACAUCCUGGUAAUUCAUCUCAAGCGCUUCAAGUACAUUGAGCAGCUUGGCCGCUAUAAAAAACUAUCAUACCGAGUUGUUUUCCCUCUGGAGCUUAAACUCAUCAACACUGUCGACAAUUCAGACUUGGAAUAUUCCCUUUUUGCUGUGUUAGUUCAUGUUGGAAGUGGGCCAAAUCACGGCCAUUACAUCAGCUUGGUAAAGAGCCACAACCACUGGUUGUUCUUUGAUGAUGAGAAUGUUGAGAUGACUGAUGAGUCCAUGGUGCAGACAUUCUUUGGCUCAGCACAGGAAUUCAGUGGUAACACUGAUAAUGGUUACAUACUGUUCUAUGAAAGCGUAGCUAAAACAAGUUGAUGCAUUUCUCACAUCUCGCAAUUAGUUACACAGUUUUCCUUUUGUUAUCACACUUCCUACUCUGGGCUAUAUAGAAGAUUCAGUAUAUUAGAAUAAGUUGAAUGCAAGACCGUUCAACUUUAGAUGUUAUGGUGGAUUCAGCAUUUAGCAAUAAUAAUAAACUGUGGCAAGUUUUGGGUAAUAUAGCCGCAGAACUCCACAGUUUUGUUUUUGUUUUCUUGUUAUUUGGUUCAUAGUACAAGUUGUAUCAAUCUUGGAAUAAUUUUUGUUAAAGACAUUUAUCAUGUAAAGUGAGAUGUUUGUAUCUGGAAGCCUUUUGGCUUUUGAGUAAAAUUUUGUCCGAGAGAGCCUCUGACCUGA
This is a messenger RNA of Brachypodium distachyon (stiff brome), 1685 nucleotides long. Its product is annotated as ubiquitin carboxyl-terminal hydrolase 3. Gene Ontology annotation, molecular function: cysteine-type deubiquitinase activity; cysteine-type endopeptidase activity. Bases 225 to 1325 code for a protein of 366 amino acids. The transcript is spliced from 6 exons. NCBI's taxonomy places the organism in Eukaryota, Viridiplantae, Streptophyta, Magnoliopsida, Poales, Poaceae. The record is from RefSeq and is a predicted model, not a curated record. Gene Ontology annotation, biological process: protein deubiquitination. Gene Ontology annotation, cellular component: nucleus; cytosol.